AUUAUAGCAUUUACAUCAUCUUCACCUCAGAACACUGUCAGCUACCAGUGGGCGCAGACUGCCUAUGUGGAUCACCACGACGGGAUCAAGCACAGCAAUAAACUAAACAGAUAGACACAAGAACUUUCAAAAUGGAAAACGCCAGAAACAUCGCAUUUAAAGACUUUGGCAAGAGAGAUGGCAUGACUACAGGCCAAGUUGCUGAUGUCUUCACAAAAGUCGCUGACACUUACGAUGAGGUGUGGACAACCCGAAAUCACAGAGGCCAUAUAUACGUAGCCGAGGGUGUGGCUGACUACUUUCAGGCGGAUGUGAUGGGUUUUGUGAGAAUCCUUGAUGUUGGUGCUGGCACAGGAAUGUUAGCAGAGCAGUUGUGGACAAGAGGAUUUAGGCAAAUAGAUGGCCUUGAUCCAUCGACUGGUAUGAUGACGGAAGCAAUGAAGAAAGGCGUGUACACAGAUUACUACCUGGAGUUCAUGGAUGGACACACCAUUGGAAAACUGGCCACAGACAGCUACGACGGUUUGGUUGCUGCUGCUGCUUUCAACACAGGUCUUUUACCUUGUGCUGCUUUACUGGAGAUGGCCCGACUGGUGAAGCCAGGAGGUCUGAUAUGCUUCGGGAUCCCUCACGCUUGCUUCACUGACGUAAAGGAAUACAACAACAGACUGGAACCUUUGAUGCAGCGGAUGGAACUGGAUGGGAUGUGGAAACUGUUGGACAAGAAACACCAUGAUGAUUUUUAUGACAAUGCAAAUCCUGGAAAUGUCUUCAGAUAUAUUGUUCAUGCUUCUGAUGUUGAUGUAAAAUACUACGUAGAAAAGCUUUGUCAUGCAUGUUGACGUUCUUUCACUUGAUACAACAAUGUUGAAGAAAUCCAUGAAUCUUCGUGUGUCAAUCUUUAUAGUACUUUUGCAUUUUGCUAAAGUUUGCAAUUAUAUAGCAGUAAUGCCUAUGUAGCUUAUGGUAUCAUAAAUUUGCAUGUUUUACAAAUGUUUUGGUGUCACUCUCGAAUCACGCCUAUCGUGUUGCUAGUAAUUUAGUAUUGAGAACGCGCGUGUGCUGUGCGCUCUCACAUAUAUUUGGGUAACCUUAGAACAUAAAGUUGAGAAUAUAAAUCACAGAGUUGAUGGCGACAGUUCCAGUAUUUAUUCUUGAGCAGAUGUGAUCAAGAUACAUUCAAUACACAAUUUCAAGUUAUUACAAUAAUAAAGAUGUACAUAAGAUAUUAUAUAAUAUUACAAUUUAACAUUCAUUUAAUAUAGAGUUGAUAAUUGAUUGUUGGGGGAAUUAGCAUGGUGGAGUUGACAAUGGCGGGAAGAUGACUGGCUAUAGUUGAUAUCAUUUACAUAUCACAAUUAACUGGAUACUGAAAAUAGAAAGGACACAGUUAAACUCGAGACUAAACACAUACACAUACGAUUACACAGAUAUACAGACUACCACUUUUGCAUCUAUCAAGAAGAUUUAUGUAUAUCAAUAAUAUGGCUGAGAUUUGUACACAUUCAAACAGCUGGAGGCUUACGAUAGGUAUUGCCCUUGGCAUUUCCUUAAACUAGCCUGUUUACAAUAUUAUCAAUAAUAUUAACAUUAACGAUAAAUGUGCGGUAACUCAACAAUGUUGAGAUCUGUAUAAUACACUUAAAAUACAA
This is a messenger RNA of Haliotis rufescens (red abalone), 1652 nucleotides long. RefSeq lists its product as uncharacterized. The transcript is spliced from 6 exons. Gene Ontology annotation, molecular function: S-adenosylmethionine-dependent methyltransferase activity. The record is from RefSeq and is a predicted model, not a curated record. Lineage: Eukaryota; Metazoa; Mollusca; Gastropoda; Lepetellida; Haliotidae. The coding region runs from base 132 to 842 and encodes 236 amino acids.